ACAUUGAGGUGAAUGCUACAAUCAGACUACACCAGACACAAUACUAUGAAGGUGCUCAUGCACACACAUAGGGAGUGUCUGUGUUGUUCAAACUGAUUCAAAGUUACAGGUUCAAAUACAAUGUUUUUUUACCUGCACUUUUCAAAAUCUAAAAGCCUAAAGAGCUAUAAUAAUUGAUACAAGGCUCAAUUUAUGCCAAAUUAAAUAAAACAAACCAAUGUUCAUGUAGUGUUUUUUGCAACAGCUUUGCAGAAAUAAAUGUAUAUGUUCUAUAAUCACUGAACACUUCUUCUGAUGAAUAAGGAACAAGGAAACAUAUAUGAUCUCAGUGUCUGCCCCAGCAACAUUCCUGAAUGACAUUCUUGGGAUGUAGGCCUAUAAAAGGCACAAGAUCUAUGACAUGCAUGAGCCUACAACAGAGAGCCGAAGGUGGAUGCUGAGGAAGAUCACAACUCCUCAUCACCGAUUCUCAGGUUGGUUCAGCAGCUCUUGUUUGUUCAGAUAUAUUUUUUAUAGGUUUAAUCUAAUCUUUCUACUUUUAAACAAGAUUUAAAUCUGAUUCUUUUAUUAAAAAAGAGCAGAACUGAUAAUCAAGUGAAUGUGCUUGAAGAACUUUUGUGUCUUUUUUGCAGAAUGAACAUGUACGUGGGUCUGCUGGCCGUGGGCAUUAUUCUGUGCCUGCAGUGCCAGGUUGAUGCAGAAUCAAUCAGCAAGAGUUUGAUUGUGAAGGCUGUGGCUGAAGCCAAGGCAAAUGUGGAUGCAGCUUAUACAUACUCCAGGCGAAUGAGCAUAGAACGAGUGAAGAGGAGUGGAGCAAGCCCUGGUAGCGUCAUUCCGUUGUUGAAGCAGCCCUCUGGCCUGUCCCGGGAGGCUGUGCGAGCUGCUGACUACAUGCAAAACACACUGAGUCUGCUCAGAGGGGCCCUGGAGAAACGUCAAAAGCGAUCCAUCAAUGCCACAGAUCUGAUCACUGUGGAGGAUCUCAAUGUAAUUGCAAAACUCACAGGAUGUGCCACACAAAUUAGACCACCUUCAUGCAAUGAAGUCCCCAAAAGUUAUCGAACAGCAGCCAGCUCUUGCAACAACCUUAAAAAUCCACGCUGGGGAUCUUCAAACAUUCCUUUCCUGCGCUGGUUGCCUGCUGAGUAUGAAGAUGACCUGACUAGUCCUAAAGGCUGGACCUCUGACCUGAGAGUGAACUACCACCUUCUUCCUCUGGUAAGAGAAGUGUCCAACCGGAUCCUGGCAACAGCUAACGAGGACGUGGAGAGUGACCCUCUCUACAGUCAUCUGGUGACGAUCUUCGACCAGUGGACAGACCACGACCAUACAUUCACCCCACACUCUCCUUCCAUUGUCUCCUUUAAUAACAACAUCAGCUGUGAAACUAGCUGUGCUCGUACUGAACCAUGCUUCCCUAUUGAGAUUCCCAGCAACGAUGAACGCUUCCAAGAAGAUCCAAAGGAAUGCCUGCCAUUCUCCCGCUCUGCACCAGCCUGUGGCUCCGGGAAUACAGGACACAUCUUUGGUGCCAGCACUCUGCGUCACCAGAUGAACACUCUCACGUCCUUCAUUGAUGCUGGUCAGGUGUAUGGUUCUGAUGAGGCAAAGGCUCAGAAGCUUAGAGAUCUUUCUACAGAAGAGGGCUUGAUGAAGGUCAACCCGGAGUUUGAUGACAAUGGCCGGGCCCUUCUGCCUUUCACCGCCGAUAAUGCCAAAAUGUGCAAGACAAGAGCCCGCAUAACCAAAGAUCCCAAUGCUAGAGAGUUGAAUUGUUUCUUUGCAGGUGAUGAUCGUUCAAAUGAGAACAUUGGACUUGCUUCCCUGCACACUCUCAUGGUGAGAGAACACAACCGUUUGGCGCGUGCCCUCGCUAAUCUGAACCCUAAUUGGGAUGGAAACAGGCUUUAUCAAGAGGCACGCAAAAUCAUGGGGGGAUACAUGCAGGUGAUCACAUACAGAGAUUACCUCAGGCACAUCCUUGGCCCUGAAGUCAUGUCCAAGCAACUGUCUACCUAUCCUGGUUAUGAUGAAAAUGUGGAUCCCAGCAUUGCCAACGUGUUUGCCACAGCUGCAUACAGAUUUGCUCAUUUGAUGGUCCAACCAUUUAUGUUUCGUCUUAACGAGAAUUAUGAGAAUCACGCUGACUACCCCACCGAGCUGCUGCACAGAACUAUGUUUACUCCAUGGAGAAUUGCUUUUGAAGGAGGUUUGGAUCCAAUCCUGAGGGGCCUUGUGGGUCGCCCGGCCAAACUGAACACACAGGAUCACAUGCUGACUGAAGAGCUGAGGAAUAGACUCUUUAAGUUCUCUGUGGAUCUGGCUAUGGAUCUGGGAUCUCUGAACUUGCAAAGAGGCAGAGACCAUGGACUUCCUGGCUACAACAAGUGGCGCGGUUUCUGUGGACUCUCACAACCGCAAAAUUUGGAAGAGCUGGCUACAGUGCUGAACAACACAGAUCUUGCCCAGAGACUGCUGGAUCUUUAUGGCACAGCCGACAACAUUGAUAUAUGGCUGGGAGGAGUGGCUGAGCCAUUUGUUGCCGGGGGAAGAGUGGGGCCUCUGUUUGCCUGCCUGAUUUCCACUCAAUUCAAGAGGAUCCGCCAAGGAGACCGUUUUUGGUGGGAGAAUAACGGCGUCUUCACUGGUGCUCAGAGAAGGUCCCUGAGAGAUGCAUCACUUGCCAGGAUCAUUUGUGACAACACUGGCAUCACAGAAGUUCCCAACCAACCCUUCCAGUACCGUCCUCGUGGUUCUGGGUACUCUCAGUGCAAAGACCUCCCAGCAUUUGACCUCAAGCCAUGGGCGGAGAAUUAUAAUGAGCCAACCAGGGCAACAGAACCACAAGGACCCCAAGGGCCCCAAGGACCACCAGGACCUCAAGGCCCACCUGGACCUCCAGGCCCACCUGGGCCCCCAGGCACAGUGGAGAAGGUUGCAUUCUCUGUUCGUCUAGGCAGCAACUUCCCCAAAGCUGGCGCCCCAAUUUCCUUCCGUGAUGUCAUCUACAACGGGCAGAACAGCUAUAACACCAAAACAGGCAUUUUCACCUGCGUGCACCCAGGAGUUUAUGAGUUCCAGUUCCACUGCACAAUAUCUGAUACGGCAGCUAGUGUGGAUCUGCUGCAGAAUGGAGAGCUGAUUCUGCAUUCAUACACCACCCAGCAAAAUGGCUACGUCUCAGCCAGUGGAAGCACUUUCAUCAAACUCCAGCGGGGAGACAAGGUGUGGCUGGUUGCAAACAACGGUGGCAACGGUCUCACUAGUGACAGCUACUUCUCUGGACAUCUGCUGUUCGCUGAGUGAAAGCGCUGCAACAACUGUUCCCUACAUAAACUCUGACUUGGGUCUAAAUUAAUGUAAAUUAAUGUCCACUUAAAAGUCUACUUGUGUUAUUGUACCCAAAAUUACAGAGAAUAAUAUUUUUAAAUGAUCAUCCUUAAUGGUCUUUCUGGUUUUACUGUAUUCCUGGCUUUAUUUGAAGUCAUAAAUAUUUAAUACUGAAAAAUUUCUUUAAAAAAAGGGUUUCUUUUAUUUCACUUAGAAUUAGUCAUACAAAUAUACAAUGCAUUUGGAAAAAAAAGUUUACUUGUAUUUUAGUUCCCUGAAUGAUGAUGGUGUUGUAGCAAAGGUCAGGAAAAUGAAUGUGAACGAGUUGUUAGAGAUUUCUUUGUUAGCUUAAUGUGAGGUACACUCGGGUUUGCGAUGAGUGUAACUAAAUAUUGUUACAUUUUAAUGUAAAUACAUAACAAAAAAAAAGUGAAGACUGGCUUCAGAGUGCUUUGUUUUUCACCCAUUGGAUUUGAGGAAGCGGUUUGCACGGUGUCGUAGUGGUUAGCCCUCUUGCCUCACAACAAGAAGGUCCCGGUUUGAAUCCAGCUUGGAUCUUUUUGUGUGGAGGUUGCAUGUUCUCAUUGAGUAGAUUUUCCUCUGGGCACUUCGGCUUCCCCUAACAGUCCAUAAACAUGGCAAAUAAGUUGA
Molecule: messenger RNA, 3981 nt
Organism: Oryzias latipes (Japanese medaka)
Lineage: Eukaryota; Metazoa; Chordata; Actinopteri; Beloniformes; Adrianichthyidae
Source: RefSeq, a predicted model, not a curated record